Prorocentrum cordatum is the source of this 985-nucleotide messenger RNA. Lineage: Eukaryota; Dinophyceae; Prorocentrales; Prorocentraceae. The record is from the annotation of a GenBank genome assembly.
CUUGAUGAUUGCCCAGGGACUGUAUUAGUAGUGAGCUCUUUCGUCUUCGAAGCGAGUAGGCGGCAGGGGUGGCUCAUUCCUAUGUGCUGUAGUCUCUGCGGCAUACCUGCCGAGGGCCCCUGGACCCAUGGUGUCUGGCAACCUGACAAUCGCUCAAGGAACGCGACUGUCGGCGGCGAACAUUGAAACAGGAUGCGUGCCAUCUCCUGUGCUGUCGUUGUCCCUGCGCUGCCGUUCAUCACAGCACGCCACGCAUCCGCGGAUCACCCGCUCUCACCCAUACCGCUGCUCCCAGGGCCUCCUCUGGGGUGCGUUCUGACCAGGACUCCGAGGCGAAUCCAGCCGUGGCGACGAGGGCUGGGGAGCGGCAUCGGUGUCUCUUCCUCCCCCGGCGCUCGGUGUCCCUCCGAAGGCCGCCGUGGACGACCCGCGCAGCUUCCGGGAGUACCUGUUCGGGAUGGUCGGGGCGGAGGUCCCCGCCCCCGGGAUGCACGGCGCCACGCCCGACGUGCCGCUCGUGUGCCCUCCGACGCCAUCGCGCCAGGUGCUGCGCAAACGGCUAAACGAGAGCUUGGGCCCGGACGACAGCGCGCUGAUCCGGGAGGAGCUCGACGACGCGGAGCGGGCUCGCCACGCCGGCCACGGCGCGCCGCCCGACGUGGGCUCCGGCGCCCGCGCGGACGUGCGGAAGGCGUACCUCCAGCUGGCCAAGCAUUAUCACCCCGACAAGGGCGGCGAUCAGGACAUGUUCCUCGCGAUCCACUCCGCGUACGAGGUCCUGAACCGCACCGAGUCUACGGCAAGCGCAGACUCGGCCCUGGCCCGGUCGCGGUGACCCCAAUUGGCUGGCGCGGAGUCUGCCCGCGCUCGCUCAGCCAGACAAAAUUCGGCGGGGCCGUGCGGGUCGCCGUCGCCGUCGUCUGGGGAUCAGGGUUCGCUCGCCGUUCGUUUUGGAUGGUUUUUCGGCCCCUUAUGCCGUUUCGCC